UGGUGGCCCUUGUAGAGUUGGUGCUCACUUUUCUAGGCUUGCCACACCAGCAUGCAUUGCGAUUCCACCGGAAGCCCGAAACUCCGAUUCCGUCUGGCGCAUACCGCCAAGUACAGUGGCGGAGUCUUGCUGCCUGAGGGGCAGGGCAGCCUGGAUAGGCACCAGAGAGCGGUUUCAUUCUUUCUUUUUUUUAUUCAAUAAUGUACCCCCUCUAAAAUAUAUUCUCAGCCAAGUACCCCCUGACCAGCACAAAACUGUUUUUGUGUGGAAAGAAAUUCAAUAUAUCUAUAUAAGGAGGCGCAAUACAACUCUGCACCAUCAGUGUCUGCAAACAGCAACCUUGUAACUGAAAAAACUGUCAAAUGCUUAAUUUUAAAUGUUUAGAAUCCAUCACCAUAUUCAUGUCACCAAUUAAACCAUUUUUUUUUUUUUUUACCAACAAGUCAUUGAUGUUUUGUGCUGAGAUGUAUGUAUGUGGUGCGCUGACUUCAUGCAAUGGUUGGCUCAUUUCUCCCCGCAAAAAAAAGUACAAUGCAUUGUGAUUGCAGCACAUUGAGACAGAUCCCAUCAAAUCAUAUUCUUCCUGAUUUUGACGGUAUGUUGUUUGCUCUGUUUUCGCUUUCUUUUUCAUUUCUUUCUCCAGUUUGAAAAACUGACCGCCCUGACGUGUGGCAUCCGUUGCCACAGUAACCAUUUGUUUUUGGUAGAUCUUACAUUUGAGAGGCAGGAGAACAAUUGGCUGUUUUUCAACCGCAAGUAACAAGUGACGAACCAGAGAAAAAAAAUGUCUGUCCCAGGACCGCAGUCCCCAGCAGGGUGUUGGACCCAAUCUUGUGAGUAUUGAGGUCAUGCGGAAUCACUCUGAGCUCCUCAGAGCAGAAUGCACAAGGCUAAUGCAGGAAACUGACAAAACAUGCAAACACAUGCAAAAUGAUGACAAGAAGCUACUAGACCAGCGGGUCAGAGACCUCCAGUUUCUGAAGAAGGAGCUGGAGCUGAAGUUGGGGGAGAUUAUUGUGGAGAUUGAUUUCCUCAUAGCGUUGCAGAGCCGAGUGGUGAAAGCCCUGGGGGCCUGCAAAGAGCCUCUGAGAGUCACCAUGGUCUGUCUGGAGGAGAGAAUGAAGCGCCUCCCUUCUGAUAGACUGCAUGACGAGGUGGACAGUGAGCUGAUGAGGGAGAGGGAGGUUAUUGAGGGAGUGACUUCCCUUCUGCAGAAUGCAGCAGAGCAGAUCACUGAGCAGAUAAGAUUGGACCGAUCUGCCAAGUACCACCUGGAGCAGGACCUGAAGGAGAAAUAUGAGGCUCAGUGCAUCGACAACUUCUGUGCCUUAAUGACCACCCAUUCCAUUAACAACCUAAACGGGUCCAAAAAAAUUGUUCCGCAGAGCUUGACAGUGACUCCAAAGCAGUGGGAGAACAUCUCAGACAUCAACAUGGCCAAAGCCGAGCAGCAGCAGACCAACUCUCGGUCCUUACGGGCCAUGGUGGAGUCUCUCCUGGAGCAGACAGUCACUGACAUGCAGAAGCAGGUCCAGGCCACAGCAGAAGCAUUUCAGCUGAACGUCCAGGAGGUCAAGUCUGCCAAGAGCCAGAUGGAGGAUCAACUGGCCAAGAUUUUGUCUGAGUUUGCCAGCGAGCAGAGGAACAGAGAGGAUCUGCAAGUGGCCAUCGCAGGGAGUAAGCAUGUUCUGAGUUUGGCCCAGGCCCGGCUGGCUUUGCGACGCCAGAGGCCUGGGAAAGAGCAAUGUCAGGAUCCAGCACAGUCCCAGCUCCUCGCCGAGGUCCAGCAGCUCACCGCUAAGAUCAACAAACUGCGUGAGGCAGCGGUCCAGUCAGAGGAGGAGCAGAGGGCUCUGGUUCGUUGCCAGCUGGAGCUGCAGGAGAACAUUGAGGUGAAGGCCUGCUCGCUCUACAUCGACGAGGUCAUCUGCACCCAGCACAGGGAGCCCAUCAUCAUACAUAACUUCUAAGCCACAGCAAAGCUUUACUGUACAUGUGCCUAGUAUUUCAUUAUAUAAAGUUCACUUCAAAUGA
Molecule: messenger RNA, 2034 nt
Organism: Cottoperca gobio
Lineage: Eukaryota; Metazoa; Chordata; Actinopteri; Perciformes; Bovichtidae
Gene: tekt1
Product: tektin 1
Exons: 8
Coding region: 849-1970 (373 amino acids)
Biological process (GO): cilium assembly; cilium movement involved in cell motility
Cellular component (GO): nucleus; microtubule cytoskeleton
Source: RefSeq, a predicted model, not a curated record